CUCUUUCUAUAUAAGUAAGUAAUACAAAUAAAGAUCUCUUGAAAUUCUUUAACUUUUGUAUAGUGAACAGUACAGCAGUGAUAUUCUCUCAGGAAGUAUGUCGAAAAGAGCGUUUAUUACAAGCCAACAGAAUUGCUUACCAUGAAACGAAAGAAAUGAAAGCUUUACCGUUGAGUAAACAAUGCAAUGGAGAAAAGCUGGCUUUAAAUAACACGAAAUGUUUUAAAAAAAAAGUUCAAAUAGUAAACACAGAAAGUUAUUACAUAGUUAAGAAAGAAGGGUGUUGAGUAACAGAAAAAUACGAAGAAAAGUAAAAAUAGUCGUGAAUAAAUUAGAGAAGGCUUUCGAAAUUUCUUUUUGGUGAACAAUAAAUACCCGUUUUCGGUCGAUCUUGUUAUGCUGUUCGUUGAAGCCUUUUGCUAAAAUCUUCCAGAAACACCAUUUUUUGAGAUUUCUAUAAAAACAAUGGAGUGUUUUUUAGACACCUUUUUUCUUGGGAUUGAUCGUGGAAGCAUCCAAUAAAGGAACAUGAGGACAUUGAAUUGACUGUUGACCAUAUUCACAGGAAUAAAAAUAAGAAAAUAUCCUUUCCAACUAUGCUUUGGAAGAGGUUUCUUUUCCCUCAUACCUGCUGAAUCUGUGUCCAAGUGGGACAAUUUGAUUAACAUGAACGCAACUUGGGACGUAAUUUGGCUUAGACUGGUCGAAACAGAUAGUAAGAAUCCCUUACAUCAAUUAAAUUGUUUGUGUAUGGCUUCAGGGGUAUCCGGAAUAGUCUGUCUCAAAUUUUAAAAGUCCAUCCAACAUGAAGACUAGAAAUGUGCUUUGGAAUAAUUUCAUAGAUGUUUCAUUGAUAGAAACAUCAAAUAAGCUUGCCUUGAAAAAAGAAUAAUGCUUACUCGCUGUAGGAUCUUGUAAUCGUCAAGUGUCUGAUCUUUUUUCUUGGUACAUUUCCUCAAGAAACAAGGAGCAAAGCAAAAUCCCGUUAACCUUUUAAAAAGAAAUCUUAAACUGGCCAGCAUCAGCCGAUAUGCUUCGAGCCUUUCUUUAGUUUCUCCUUAUGGACGAAUAUCAUAAAGGUCGUUGGCUUUUUCGCAGGGACCAUCCAAUUGGAGUCACUUUUAGUUUUUAUUUUCUUAAAUAUGUUCUAUAAAUCUCUCUUAUUUUGCAAAAUGGCCCAUCGAGAGCUGUUUCGACACUGGUCUCCAAAGUACCACUUUCAACAACUUCGUUUACGCGUCUGAGACCGAAAUGGGAAACUUUCAGAUAACUCUUAUUCAUCUGCCUGCUACCCUUACUAUAUAAUAGAAAAACCACUUCUUUAUAACAAACUUUCUGUCAAAUGACAUAUAUUCGUUAGAACAAUAUUACUAUCCCUUUCAUAUUAUGAGAAUCAACACUGGCUUUCCCUCGCUAGCACUCGGUAUCCCAAAAUGCUUGUCCACACGGGUGUUGGAAUUUGUCGAGUGCCACAAAUCGCGUUUCGUAGUCUUUUUGACAUUUAGAGGAAAUUUACCUCUAACUUUGUUGAAUAACAAAGUUAUUUGUUCUGUUGAGAACAUUGGGAUUUAGCUCUGCAUCCCUAGGGUAUUCUUGGUUUUUUUUCUCGAAUUUUUUUUGACAAAAAAAAAUUGAUUCGUCUCCAGAUUUCACGAAAAUUUGUAUGGAAUUGAUCAUCCAUAGGAAUCUGGAUUGGAUAGAAGAUGUUAAUGGAGCCCGAUCAUUUACGUACGGCAGUCAACCGUUCGAUGACUUCGCGUGAAGGUAGAAGCAAAAACCGGUUUAAUCCCGUGACGGGAGCCAGGCUCGCUGCUGGAGUGAUAGCGCUUUCGGCGGAUAAGCGAUAUGUUCUGAUGGUUUCAUCAGCAAAAAAGCUUCCAUGCUGGGUUGUGCCAAAAGGUGGUUGGGAGGCAGAUGAAUCGAUACAACAAGCAGCGUUGCGUGAGGGCUGGGAGGAAGGAGGAUUAAUUGGGAGAAUCACACAGUCACUAGGUUGCUUUAAAGACAAUCGUCCAACGGAUACGGUCGAUCGAAGGAAGAAGUACUUGGAGCAACAAAUCAUGAAUGCCCACCAGCAGCACAGCGAUGAUGGAACCUCCGAUCCAACUAGUACAUUGACCGCUGAGACAGAACAAAAACUGACUUCCAUCGAGAAGAUAAUGAUUCCUCCCCGUGCGGAAUGUGAGUUCUUCGAAGUUCUUGUGGAGCGGCUGGAAGACUGUUAUCCCGAAAUGGGAAAGCGGCACAGAAUGUGGAUGUCCUAUGCAGAAGCUAAAAGGGCUCUUGCAAGCCGAAAAGAUAUUUUGGCUGCUUUGGAAGAAAGUUCCAUCAUCAAGGAAAUGGAUGAAAGAAAUCAUAUUUAAAGUGUCUUUUUAAUCAUGAUUGUAUCGUUUUUUCUCUUUAGUGUUUUUUCUCUUCAUGAACUAUCAUCCAUGGAAAAGACUGUGUCCUUUUAAUGGAAUCAAUUAAUGAGGGUAAUUUUGAUGUAUGGCUAAUCUAUGUUGUGGAUAACGGUUUGUCCCAAUUAGUUUUGCCGCUGUUAUUUGUUUUAUGGGAUAUAUAUACUCCUUUUUAUAUUCUUAUUUCUCUCUUUCAACGUUCCUAUCAAUAUUUCCUACACUUCUUUUUUAGACUGAACGGAAGAAGCUUCUUUCUUCGUUUACGUCUAUGUGCAUUAGCUUCGUAAAUAAAACAAUGGAAGUCACGGGAGUUUUUGUCAUUUUUAUGAUUGCACCCAUCUCGCAUAAGUUUCUGAAAUCCUUCUUUUACUUUUCUUUCCACGUAUGAUUCUUUCUACUCUUUUCCGAACAGUUUUCAAUUUUUUUCCUUAUUUUUACGUUUUCAUUCUCAUUAUAAUUAAAGAAACUUUAGUUGUCCGUUUUACUAUUCACUGUUUCUUGAUGUUCUCUUCUACCACUCGUUCUUUAACCACAAUAAGGUUGUAAAAAAGGAGCAUGAUCUUCUUUUUGCUUUUUUCUUUUGCUAAUGAAUAUUAAACCACUGUAUCGUUUUUUUGUUCUACGCGUGCACUCAUAAUAGACACGCAGCUUCGAACCCAAUCCUCUAUGGAAACCGCUAGAACAGCAUGUAUACAGUAGCGAAGGUAAAAGAUACAUUGUAAUUUAUAGAUCUUGCGCUAAUAAUUCUCUUGCAUGGGUAUGAAUGGCUUUGAAUGAAAGAAAUGGAAUGGAUAGGAGAUGGAUUUUGUCAAAGUUUUGUAUAGGCAACUAAUCUACCGUUUUUAAUGUAAAAG
Molecule: messenger RNA, 3253 nt
Organism: Schizosaccharomyces cryophilus OY26
Lineage: Eukaryota; Fungi; Ascomycota; Schizosaccharomycetes; Schizosaccharomycetales; Schizosaccharomycetaceae
Product: diadenosine 5',5'''-p1,p6-hexaphosphate hydrolase Aps1
Exons: 2
Coding region: 1704-2363 (219 amino acids)
Biological process (GO): diadenosine pentaphosphate catabolic process; diadenosine hexaphosphate catabolic process; adenosine 5'-(hexahydrogen pentaphosphate) catabolic process
Cellular component (GO): cytoplasm; nucleus
Molecular function (GO): endopolyphosphatase activity; bis(5'-adenosyl)-pentaphosphatase activity; bis(5'-adenosyl)-hexaphosphatase activity
Source: RefSeq, a predicted model, not a curated record